Frieseomelitta varia is the source of this 1687-nucleotide messenger RNA. RefSeq lists its product as uncharacterized. The coding region runs from base 276 to 641 and encodes 121 amino acids. The record is from RefSeq and is a predicted model, not a curated record. The transcript has 3 exons. NCBI's taxonomy places the organism in Eukaryota, Metazoa, Arthropoda, Insecta, Hymenoptera, Apidae.
CACUCGUAUGUACUCUCUUCCCUUUCUCGCUCUCACGAGACUUCCUACGCCUCGCCGAACUUUACACUCGUGCACCGCAUUUCUGGUUACACAUGUUCUCGCCGCGCGGAUUGCAGUUCGCAAACGCCAGCCGAUCUAUCGUGCUAAAACUAUCGUUGCCGGGCCUCCACGUCUUCGCAAGAGCAUCUGAUUCUACUGUUCGGACCUCUGAACCGCCAAAUGCGAAGUAUUUUAGUUAGUUGUGGACUAGUAGUAUUUUAGAGUAUCGUGUGACAAUGACGAUGACGAUGGACGUGGCGAUCAAGUGCUUCGACUCCUUGCAUUCGUCUCAGACAAGCACGUUCGAAAGUUUGGAGUCUCUAUACCAAUAUCACAAGCCCAGGUUGAUCAGUUUGAUUUUUCUGGUGCUCUUAAUAACGACGGCGAUCGUGAGUGUCUGCGUCCAGCGUUUUGACUAUUCAGACAUAGUCCGGUUUUCAAGAUUGUGGUUUUACUGUUUCGGUAACGGUUUACUGUACGACGAUUCUUGGGUGGACAACGACGACGACGACGACGAAGACGAGUUCAUGCAUCGAGUUGCUGAAUGGUCUAACCAACUUUCAUUUGGUGUUCGUUGUUCGGUAACGAACAAAUCAAUGUGACUUAUAAUGAAUCUUUCAAUACGUAUUGUAUUCUACAUUUGUGAAUGUCGUUUAACAGAUACCACUGUUUUGAAAAUAGAUUCCAAACCACCAGCGGAUAUCGCACAAAGAUUUAAUGUUUAACGUCGUCGUUAAGAAAAUGGUAAUGAGCUCGUAAUAUUCCUACUCGCAAUGAACUGCGAAUUAAGUUGUUUUACUGCGUGAAAAAGAGAAAAACAUGUUCUGUUUCACAGCGCGCAAACAGAAGUUUUUUGAUACAUUUAUAAUAAAUUAUAAUGAAAUACAGCUAUAAAUUAUAAUACGCAAUAAACUGUUGCAAGGAGAUGUCAAACGUUUCCCUGAUGUAAUUCUCAACGCUUAAUAACAACAUUUAUUUCGUUGACGUUCAAUGAUAAUAAUAAUAAUGAUAAUCUUUAAUAAUAACAUGUUGUAAAUAACAUAUAUUCGAAUAACAUCGUGCUUUCAUUUUCUUGCAAGACCGAAGAUUCUUUGGAUGGAAGAAUCACAACGAUCGUUGUAUUGUAAUUUAAUACUACGUGAAUUAUCAAUUACACAUCUCGUUCCUUGUGAUGAAUGAACACUCUCAACGAGUAAACUAGUCUUUCUAGGAAGUGACAAAUUUUCCUCUGUCAUACCCGGAAGAAAAUCGAUGAAUCACAUCAUAGCGCCUAAAUAGGUAAAGACCGAAGAAAAAGAAGGAAAAAAUGUCUCGAAGAUUAGGUGUCGUGGAACACCACCAGUUCGAGGAAUCACACACCUCUAAUUACGAGUAAAAUAAAUUGAGAAUAUCUUUAUGUCAACUUAAUCGAUUGGCCGACGUAAAUGAGUGACGCGGCGAACCGACACCGGGUCACUUUUGACCCAUAGCUGAAUUUUUACUACCAUCUUGUAUAUAUGUCUUCGUGCCAGUUAGAUUAUUGCCAGAUUAGUAUCGUGCCAAAUCCGCUGCAUAAAUAUAGUGGGAUAAAUGUCAUGAUACCUUACAUUUCGAAUUUCAAAAUCUCGUUUCUCAAGGCAAUUAUUCAUUUUUAUCGUUUUCUUAAAAA